Molecule: messenger RNA, 735 nt
Organism: Cladophialophora yegresii CBS 114405
Lineage: Eukaryota; Fungi; Ascomycota; Eurotiomycetes; Chaetothyriales; Herpotrichiellaceae
Product: 7-alpha-hydroxysteroid dehydrogenase
Exons: 3
Coding region: 1-735 (244 amino acids)
Source: RefSeq, a predicted model, not a curated record
AUGUCGUCGCAAAAGGCUUGGGCUGUUAUCGCAGGUGUUGGGUCUGGCACCGGCGCCUCAGUUGCUCGUCGUUUCGCCAAACACUACGCUGUAGCCCUCUUAGCUCGGAACCCGGACAAUUACGAACCCAUUGCCAAAGAGAUAAAUGCUGCAGGCGGCAAGGCAAUUGGCAUCAGCACCGAUGCGUCGGACAGCAAGAGUGUGAAGGCUGCGUUUGAACAACUGGAGAAAGAGUUCGGCGGAGCUCCGUUAGCUGCUGCGAUAUAUAACGUGGGAGGGAAAUUCAUCAGGAAGCCCUUCCUCGAGCUGACUGAAGAUGAAUUUGAGUCAGGAUGGACAGCCAACGGACGAGGAGCGUUUCUUUUCUCGAGAGAAGUUCUGCCACUCAUGCUCAAGAACACAGAUGCCGAAUAUCCACCCACGCUCAUCUUCACGUCUGCGACUGCAGCUAUGAAGGGCUCCGCCCUCUGCUCAUCUUUCGCUACCGGCAAAUUCGCGAUGAGGGCUUUGGCACAAUCGUUGGCAAGGGAAUUUGGUCCGAAGGGCAUCCACGUCAACCAUGCCAUCAUUGACGGGGUUAUUGAUAUCGAGAGAACCGCCAACUGGAAGUUCGAUCAUCCGGAGGCCAAGAUCAAACCCGAGGCCAUUGCCGACGCUUACUGGUACUUGCACACUCAGCCGCGGACUUGCUUUACCAACGAGAUCGACAUAAGACCUGCAGUCGAGAAGUGGUAA